ACAAGUUAACCCAAGAAUAUCAAUCAGUCACUUCACUGCCUGAGGGAAUUCAGUUCUAAAAUGCCUUCUCAUAAUGCAUUUACAAUUGCUCUUCUUCUCUCCCUUAACUUUGUAUUUUUCACAGCAGUGAGUUCAAAUCAUCAUGUACCUAAUUGUCCACCAACACCACCAAAAUCCCCAAAACACCCUCCCCCCUCAAACCCAACCCCAAAACACCCUCCUCCCUCAACCCCUACCCCAACCCCAAAACCGAAACACCCUCCCCCCUCAACCCCAACUCCAACCCCAAAACAACCUUCUCCCUCAACCCCAACCCCAAAACAACCUCCCCCAACUCCAACCCCAACCCCAAAACAACCUCCUCCAACCCCAAUCCCAACCCCAAAACAACCUCCUCCCUCAACCCCAACCCCAAAAUACCCUCCCCAAACCCCAACCCCAACCCCAAGCCCCAGCCCUCCUAAAGCCUCUUGCCCUAAAGAUACCCUUAAGCUAGGGGUAUGUGGCAAUUUGUUGAAUGACUUGGUGCACCUUGUUGUGGGGACCCAAUCAAAGACCCCUUGUUGUAGCCUCAUUGCAGGUCUUUCUGAUGUUGAUGCUGCUGUGUGUCUUUGCACUGCCAUUAAGGCCAACGUUUUGGGCAUCAAUCUUAAUGUGCCAGUCUCCUUAAGCUUGCUUUUGAAUUACUGUGGUAAAUCUGUCCCAACAGACUUCCAAUGCGCCUAGUGGUGCCAUGAUCUUCUCACCUACUGCUGCCCUUUCAACAGCUUUGUUUCAAUAAAAGACAGGUCAUUAAUGUUUGGCUGUAAUACAUUAGGCAUGUUUCCUUCGAAAUGUAACUGAUAUGGACAAUGUUCUCUCCAAGCAAUGCUCAUAUGCUUCCCUUUGAAUUGAAAACUUUGCUACUUCUUAUCUUUUCAGUCUUUGAGCAUUGGUGGUUUUUGCUCUUGAUUUUAGACAAUUAAAGUUAAAUGCGACUAUCAUGAUUAUUA
Prunus dulcis (almond) is the source of this 992-nucleotide messenger RNA. RefSeq names its product pEARLI1-like lipid transfer protein 2. The transcript has a single exon. Lineage: Eukaryota; Viridiplantae; Streptophyta; Magnoliopsida; Rosales; Rosaceae. The coding region runs from base 61 to 726 and encodes 221 amino acids. The record is from RefSeq and is a predicted model, not a curated record.